AUGGCCAAGAAUCCACUUGCAGGUUUGCUAGACACUAACAAGUUGACAGGUCCCAAUUAUCUGGAUUGGCUUAGGAAUCUCAAAAUUGUUUUGGAUUCCGAAAAAAUAACAUAUGUUAUGGAUAAGGCCCCACCUGAAAAAGUUUCAGAGGCGUCCACGCCAGAGGAACUUACCACUUGGCAGAAGUGGAAAGAUGAUGAUCUUCAGGCUCGUUGUUAUAUGAUGGCAUCGAUGUCAAAUGAGCUGCAAAAGCAGCAUGAGAAAAUGGAGCAUGCAGCAGAGAUUCAUUUACACCUACAAGAGUUGUAUGGUGAGCAGACUAGACAUGUGAGAUAUCAGAUCUCAAAGGAGCUUUUCAGGGCCCGUAUGACGGAUACUGAAUCUGUCAAUACUCAUGUAUUGAAGAUGAUAAGCCUGAUUGAAAAGCUUGAGUCUUUGAGUGUUGUCAUGGAUAAUGAUCUAUAUGUAGAUCUUAUUUUACAAUCUCUUCCUGAUUCAUUUGAUCAUUUUGUCAUGAACUUCAAUAUGCAUAAGCUUGAAACUACUCUUCCUGAGUUGCUUAACAUGUUGAAGACUGCUGAAAUGACAAUGAAGAAGGAUAAACCUGUCAUGCUCAUUGGUUCCUCACAUUCCUCUAAACCAAAGAAGAAUUGCUUGGGCACUGGAAAAGGAAUUGCAGGUCAUAUUUCCAAAGACAGGAUAAAUGAGUUGGUUAAAAAUGGGUUAUUGAACUUGUUUGACUUACAGUCACUUCCAACUUGUGAAUCGUGUCUUAAAGGAAAGAUGACGAAAUCUCCAUUUGUUGGACAAGUGGAGCGUGCAUCUAACCUGUAUGGCUAUGUAUACCUUAUGAAGCACAAGUCAGAAGCCUUUGAAAAGUUCAAAGAAUUCAAGAAUGAAGUAGAAAAACAAACAGGAAAAAGUAUUAAGGUCCUUCGAUCUGAUCGAGGUUCAAGGAAUGCCACUUUUCUAGAAAAAGAAUUCCUAUUAGAUGGGAAUAAUGGCAAUAUGAUAGAUCUUGAAGAAAUUCAAGAAUCACAAACUACUAUCCCACAGGUGGAAGCAGAAAACAACUUUGAACCUCAAAGUACACAAUCUCCUCGUAGAUCCCAAAGGAUCACGAGACCUCCUGAUAGGUAUGGUUUCUUAGUUGAAGGUAAUGAAGAUAACCUUCUAUUGGAUGAGGAUCCAAGAACCUACAAGGAGGCGAUAUCUGAUAUCGACUCGGGAAACAAAUUGUUUGAUUUCAUCAGAAACUUGGAUGAACCAUGUGUGUAUAAGAAGGUUAGUGGGAGUGCAGUCACUUUUCUGGUGCUCUAUGUUGAUGACAUACUACUCAUUGGGAAUGAUGUAGGUAUGUUACAAGCAACAAAAGCCUGGUUAUCUACUAAUUUCUCCAUGAAAGAUUUGGGCGAAGCAUCUUACAUUUUGGGGAUUAAGAUCUAUAGAGAUAGAUCAAAAAGGAUGCUUGGAUUGUCCCAAUCAAUGUAUAUAGAUAAAAUGUUAAAAAGGUUUAACAUGGAAGGAUCUAAAAGAGGAUUUCUUCCAAUGCGCCAUGGGAUUUCUCUCUCCAAGUCUAUGUCUCCAAAGACUCCAGAGGAGAGGAAAAGAAUGGCAUCUAUACCCUAUGCUUCUGCCAUAGGUAGCAUAAUGUAUGCUAUGCUAUGCACUAGACCUGAUGUUGCACAUGCUUUGAGUGUCACAAGCAGAUAUCAGUCUAAUCCAGGAGGUGAACUGAAAUUGGAAUGCUUUACGGAUUCAAGUUUUCAGUCUGAUGUAGAUGACUCAAAAUCAGUGUCUGGUUAUGUAUUCACCCUUAAUGGUGGAGCAGUUUGUUGGAAGAGUUCCAAACAAGAAACUACUGCAGAUUCUACCACUGAGGCUGAAUAUAUUGCAGCAUCUGAUGCUGCAAAGGAAGCAGUUUGGAUGAGAAAUUUUAUCUCAGCAUUGGGAGUGGUUCCUACUAUUGUUGAUCCAGUUCUAGUUUACUGUGAUAACAAUGGUGCAAUUGCUCAAGCAAAGGAACCAAGGUCCCAUCAAAGAUCCAAACACAUAUUGCGGAGAUUUCAUUUAAUCCGUGAGAUAAUUGGCCGUGGUGACAUCAAAAUGGAGAAGGUUGCAUCAGCGGAGAAUGUAGCAGAUCCCCUUACGAAACCAUUGUCACAACAAGUUUUUGAACGUCAUCUUGAGAAGAUGGGCUUAAGAUACAUGGGAAAUUGGCUUUAG
This is a messenger RNA of Diospyros lotus (date-plum), 2226 nucleotides long. RefSeq lists its product as uncharacterized. The record is from RefSeq and is a predicted model, not a curated record. NCBI's taxonomy places the organism in Eukaryota, Viridiplantae, Streptophyta, Magnoliopsida, Ericales, Ebenaceae. The transcript has 7 exons. The coding region runs from base 1 to 2226 and encodes 741 amino acids.